Seminavis robusta is the source of this 672-nucleotide messenger RNA. The record is from the annotation of a GenBank genome assembly. Lineage: Eukaryota; Bacillariophyta; Bacillariophyceae; Naviculales; Naviculaceae.
AUGGUUCCCAACAACCCAACACUUGCAAUGGCAAAAGAGCACCUUCCGCAGGGUGAUUUUGACAGGAAAAGCAGGCCCGUCAACAGCAUCCCCACAGGCCACGAAGGCAAUAGGAACACCCGCCAGAAAAUUGAUCGAACCCGUCUUCGACAGACCAGAUCGUUGGACCGGACCCACAAUGCUUCUUCAACACACGCUACCUCAAACCAGAGACUUCGAGCCAUGAUGGAAGCAAAAUGUAACAGUCCUUCGGCACCACCUAAUACCAGCACCAGGCCAUGGAAUCCGCAUCAGUCUCUGUCCAAGCUGAACGGAGCUCUCUACGCUAGAAUAAACAGCUCUUUUUCUAACUUGGCGACGGCACUCGAGCACCAAGAAGAAGGCCCUCUGUUUGAAAAGGAAAAGGCAGCACUGAGCUAUACCGACCGAGACAUUCAGUCCAUUAUCAUGGAAGAUGAAGCGUUUCGAAACCUCAAAGCAAGCUUACGCCAACGGGGAUGCAUCACCAACAACUAUUUGAAGGAGAACGUUCAUUUCUACGUUCGCCACGUGAAGCAAGUACGGCAGAGACGAGCCUUGGCAGCGGCCAAUGGUGAAGGAAGAAAAAUCCGACUGCGAAGACAAACAAGAAGUCUCACACCACCUCGUUCCAAAUCCAAUGCUGCAGCCUAG